GGAGGAGGGCAGGUCAGUGGGAGUGUUGAAGGAGCCAGACAACACUGCGCAGCAGAGCUGUCAAACAGUUGAAAUAUCGGACCACGGCAGACGGCAAUUGUGUCUUACUAAUGAGAAAACAAAAUGCCACAUAAAGGGGACUGUGAGUUUACGGUUUGAGGUCAGCUAUACUUCGUGUAGUUAGCUAGAGUUACUUCGGCGUUGGCUGCAUAACUUCUAGUUUGUUAGCGAACUGGAGUGGCUAACGUUAGCUAGCAUGUCGUCUUAGACUGUUGACAAACUAAACUAGCUAACGGUAUCUAGCUACACCAGCGAGCUAGCCAACUAACCACAAUAAAGUUAACCGGCUAGAUAACGUUACUCUACCGGCUCGUUCAUGGGGAGUAUAUCAAAUAGCCUGCGAGUUAUUAUUGCAGUGAGAUGGAACUAAGUUUGGCCUGUUUCAUCAAGUUGUUGAAGAGUCCAUCAUCUCAUCGUUUUAAUGACACACGACAAGGUUAUAGGUUGAUGAUUCCAGAUCGGGAGAAAUUGGGCCCUCUCCUAUGAACAAGACUCGGUCAUUAUUUCAAAUCUCAGGAAUGUCAGGGCUGUAAAGGGUUGCAAAGGAGUUGUCGAAAAUGUGAAACUUUCAUUGAGUCCUCCACAGAGUUCACAGUGAACAAGCAAUGAUGGAUCGGAACAAGCGCAACUCCAUCGCCGGCUUCCCCUCCAUGAGGCCUGACCGGCUCGAUGACCUGGAUGGUGGAGGAGGAGGGGAAUGGGCCCCGUCUCAGGUGGGAAGAGUGUGCCCCUCAUCCUACCGUGCCCUCAUCAGUGCCUUCUCCUGCCUGACGCGCCUUGAUGACUUCAUUUGCGAGUGGAUUGGCUCUGGCUUCUUCUCAGAGGUCUACAGAGUGCGCCACAGAGUGUCGGGCCAGGUGAUGGCUCUGAAGAUGAACAAACUGAGCAGUAAUCGAGCCAACAUGCUGAGAGAGGUCCAACUGAUGAACAGACUGUCCCAUCCCAAUAUCCUCCGGUUCAUGGGUGUGUGUGUUCAGGAAGGCCAGCUCCAUGCUCUGACCGAGUACAUCAACGGUGGGAACCUGGAGCAGCUGUUGGACAGCAACAAGCCUCUGAGCUGGGCUGCCAGGCUCAAGCUGGCCUGUGAGAUCGCCAAUGGCCUGGGCUACCUGCACUCCAAAGGCAUUUUCCACCGGGACCUAACCUCCAAAAACUGCCUGAUCAAGUCUGAGGAGAAUGUCUACACGGCAGUAGUAGGAGACUUUGGUCUUGCUGAGAAGAUUCCCAACCAAGAUGGUGAGGGGGAGAAGCUGGCGGUGGUGGGCUCUCCCUUCUGGAUGGCUCCCGAGGUGCUGAGAGAUGAACCCUACAAUGAGAAGGCGGAUGUGUUCUCCUACGGUAUUGUCCUCUGUGAGAUCAUUGCCCGAAUACAGGCUGACCCCGAUUACCUUCCUCGCACUGAAAACUUUGGCCUGGAUUAUCAUGCCUUCCAGCACAUGGUAGGAGACUGUCCUCAUGACUUCCUACAGCUGGCCUUCAACUGCUGCAAUAUGGACCCCAAGCUGCGGCCCUCGUUCCCGGAGCUCGUCAAGAGGCUGGAGGAGAUCCUGUGUCGGUUGAAGGCAGAGGAGUCUGGACGAGAGAGGAUCCCCCUCAGUGGGGAAAAUGACAAGAAGACCAUCCCCAAAGGUCCAGGUGAAAAGGUCCAGGGGAUUAAGAGGUUAAACUCGUUGGGUCUACAGGACGACAAGAUCCCUCCCAAAUCACCACGUCCUCGUCGCAACAUCUGGCUCUCCCGCAGCCAGUCAGACAUCUUCUCCCGCAAGCCAGGCAGGAAGGUCAAUGUCCAUGACCCUUACUACAACCCAGGCCCCAGGGCUGUGCCAGGGGCCCGCAAGAUCAACCCCUUCAAUGCCCGUGAGGACCUGUGCGGAGGCAAGAUCAAGUUCUUUGACGUGCCAAGCAAGUCCGUGUUCUCCCUGAUGUUCGACUUGCACUCUCUCCAGGACAGCGUGUUUUCCUCUGGGACCCAGACCCACUCUGGAGCCCCCGUACACCCGGGCAUGUGGCAGGAGACCUGGUUCACCGGCAGGCAGUGCCGCUCUCUGCCCGCCUCCCCCCAGCUGGCCCUCUCAGAUGGCUCCUGCCCCCCGACCUCCUGUCCCAUCUCUGCCACUUUCUACAAGUGUGACCCGGCCCAGCUGGGCCAAGAGGUCAGGCAGAAGGUGCUCAGCGCCUGGGCCAGGAAAUAUGCUGUGAUAGAGAUCCCGCCGUACCAUGGAGGUCAAGAAAAGGUAAAGAAAGAGGAGGAGAACAGAGUAGAUGAGAGCUGGCUUCCUUCUCCCAUGCCCAGUGACAGUGCAGAGGCUAUGGACUGCUCUAGCAGCCAAGGGAGCCCAGUGGAGGACAAGGACAAACACUUCUACCCCAUGCAGGCCCAGAAUGGAGGACCAGUGGAGGACAGUAGAGGUGUGGUUUCUAUGUGUGAGGAGAUGGAGGCUGAGGACCAGGAGGGCAUGCAGCAGCAGACCUCCUGUUCCACUGUCACCCUCAGCCCAGCCACAAACGGAGGCCAUCUGAGUCCCAUCGUACUGGUGCCAUGUACAGCCAUACACGCCUCCACAGAACUGCCAUCUUCAGUGUGACAUCUAGGACUAAAACAGAUCAUGGAGAAAAGGCGCUUUGAGAGAGACACUCCUCAGAGAGACCCUCAGAUCAUGUUUAUCGAUGCUUUGCAGAUAGAUUAUUUUUUCACGAUUGUUUUUAUUUAAUAUACUGAAAAGUGCUUAUUUUUUUUCUUAAAGGUGUCCCUAAACCAGGGUUCUUCUAAUUCCUUGAUGUUAUUUGUGUGUAUGCUGGUUUUAAAUCACUGCCUACUCCUUGAUGUUUUAUUGUGAUUAUAUUCUGCCCCAUAGGGAAAUGCAUGGAAGUACAUGUACAGUUGAAGUCGGAGGUUUACAUACACCUUAGCCAAAUACAUUUAAACUCAGUCUUUCACAAUUCCUGACAUUUAAUCCUUGUAAGAAUUCCCUGUCUUAGGUGAGUUAGGAU
This is a messenger RNA of Oncorhynchus gorbuscha (pink salmon), 3051 nucleotides long. It is a transcript of the gene tesk2, whose product is annotated as testis associated actin remodelling kinase 2. The record is from RefSeq and is a predicted model, not a curated record. Gene Ontology annotation, cellular component: nucleus; cytoplasm. Gene Ontology annotation, molecular function: ATP binding; protein serine/threonine kinase activity. Bases 666 to 2645 code for a protein of 659 amino acids. The transcript is spliced from 12 exons. NCBI's taxonomy places the organism in Eukaryota, Metazoa, Chordata, Actinopteri, Salmoniformes, Salmonidae. Gene Ontology annotation, biological process: protein phosphorylation; actin cytoskeleton organization.